Molecule: messenger RNA, 5081 nt
Organism: Drosophila innubila
Lineage: Eukaryota; Metazoa; Arthropoda; Insecta; Diptera; Drosophilidae
Gene: mus101
Product: DNA topoisomerase 2-binding protein 1-A
Exons: 1
Coding region: 135-4367 (1410 amino acids)
Biological process (GO): mitotic G2 DNA damage checkpoint signaling; mitotic DNA replication checkpoint signaling; DNA replication initiation
Source: RefSeq, a predicted model, not a curated record
GAGUUUGCCGCCCUAGUUUUUAGCACCGAUACACAUCACUAGGCGCGCCAAAAAGCGCUGACAAAAACAAAAAUUAAGGCCCCAAAUUAGCGUCAGGAUUCGCCAACUGUAAGUGGAAGUGGAAUAAAGCGAGAAUGAGUCUGGAUGAAUCGAUAUGCGCGUAUUUCGUGAACAACACAAAGAGCGAGACAGAUGGCGCCAUCGCAGAGCAAUAUGGGAACGCAUUGAAACUGAUGCGAGAGCAGCUGGCGGACACGCAGAUCCGUGAGAUUCGGCCAAGUGAAGGAUUUCCAUUGAUUGCCGGCGGUGGCCUGACCAAGAAGGAUGUCUUCGUGAUGGCCCACUUUGAGGGCGAUCUCUUUAAUCAGUUGCAGAUGACCAAGGCACUGGUGCUGGGUCCGCCGUGCAUUGUGGAGUGUUUGGUCAAGUGCGAACCUAUACCGUUGGGCAGUAGUCCGGUUUAUUCAACGGCCAUGCGUGACCUGCAGAUCUCUGCAAGCGGAGUCUCCAGUAAGGAGAAGGAUGAGCUGAAACGGUUAAUCCACUGGAUGGGCGGACACUAUUUCCAGAACUUUGGACGCAACAUCACGCAUCUGAUAUCGAACACCAUCAAGUCCAACAAAUACGAGCACGCUACGCUGAACAAUGUGCCCGUCAUGCAUGUCGACUGGGUGCAGUGCGUCUGGGAUUGCUGUCAUAGUCAGAAUAGUAACAACAUUAAUGCCACGGAUUCACAGUUCGACAAGUAUCGUCUGCCCACGUUCUUUGGGGCAAACAUCACGUGCAGCGGAUUGGAGACGUCUCGCAAGGAUGCCGUCAUCCGUCUGGUCAAUGAGAACGGUGGGAUCUAUCAUCGCGCCUUUCGCUCCCAGCAGGUGGACAUUGUCAUCACCGAGCAGUCCAAAACGGACUCGGAGAAAUACAAGGCGGCGGUGCGCUUCAAGAAGGACAUCCUGCUGCCGGAGUGGAUAUUCGAUAGCCAGGAACGUGGCUAUGCGCUGCCCACCAAACAGUACGAGGUGCGUCCCCGCAAACAGGUCUCCACACCCACCAAGUCCAAGUCCAACCAAACCGCUGCGGAUCAGACCCAACUCUCCGACCUCUCCAGCAUCAGCUUUGUCUCCGCCGGAGCAGGUCGGCGCAUGUGCAGCGACAAUACCACUGUGAACGAGACGCUGAGCAACUGCAGCAGCGGCAGUGUCAACAAGCAGCUCCUUAAGCAGGCUACAACCAGCAGCAACAGCAACCAGAAGCAACAGCUGUAUCAGCAGACGCUCGCGGAGAUUUGUCCGCGCAAGGCGAAGCAGGCGGGAAGCUUCCUCGAUGGCUGCUGUGUCUACUUGAGCGGCUUCCGGGCUGCGGAGCGGGAGAAGCUGAAUCGUGUGCUCAACACGGGCGGCGCCACACGCUACGAUGAUCCGCACGAGGGUCUCACCCACAUCAUUGUCGGCCAGCUGGACAAUGCCGCCUAUCGGCAGUGGCAACUCGAUGGACUCCUUGCUGCGGUGCAGGUGGUGCAGCUGGAGUGGCUCUUGGAGAGUAUUCGCGCUGGUCGCAUUGCCAACGAGCUGCCGCACCGGAUCACCUUGCCGGAUGGCGGGGAGCAACCCGUGAUUGCUUCACCCGGCAGCAAGCGCACUCUGCGCUCCAUGAAUCACAGCUUCAAGCAGCCAACGGUGCCCAUUAAGAAGAAGCUCUUCGAGGGCACAGCAGCAGCGCAACCAGAACCGGAGCUGGAUCCCGAACCGGAGCCGGAUCUGUUGACACACUACUCGCAGGAGCAGGAGCCUGUCAUGGCAUUGCCCGCCGCCAGCUCCACACAGCUGUCACUCACAGUUGAACCUGCUGCCCCUGCUGCACCUCCUCAAGUUGCUCCACUUGCUCCCUCUAUUGCCUAUCCCGAUCUGAGCGCCAGCACGCUGUCGAUAGACUUUGACAAGCUGGAUUACUUCAUGGGCGCCUCGGUGUACGUCCACGAGGCGUGCUUCAGCAGCGAGCUCUAUGACCAGAUGGUCAGCGAGUGCAAGGCGGCCCAGGGCUGCCUGGUGCCUCCGACCUACACAGAUCCCGUGGACUAUGCCAUUGUCAGCUUCGAGCAGGCCCUGGAUGAGUCUGUGCUGCCGGUGCAGGCGCGUCAUGUGGUCACGGAGCUGUAUCUGGAGAGUUGCAUGAAGCAAAACAAGCUGCUGCCCCUGGAGUACUAUCAUCGUCCAGUUCCAUUCCAUGCACAAAAGGAGCAGCUGCGCGGCAUGACCAUUGUGGUGUCCAUAUAUGCGGGACUGGAGCGGGAUUUCAUCAAUGCGCUGGCGGAGCUACAGGGCGCCACACUGAACAAGGCGUUCGUCAAGAAGGAGCGACCAUUGUUAGUGUGCUCAAAUGCCGAGGGUUCCAAAUACGAGGGCGCCAUCAAAUGGGGCUAUCCAGUGGUGCAAGCCCAAUGGUUGCUGCAGUGCGCCCAGCGUGGUGAGAAGCUGCCAUUUGACGGCUUCUUGGUGGGCAAAAGUGCCAGCCAGUUCCCCGGAUCACCCAGGCUCAAGGAGAGCAACAAAAACAAGACACUUACGCCUCAAAACAAGACGCCCAUUCAUCAUUCCCAUUCCCAUAAUCAGGAGACGGACCAAGUCACAUUGCAAGAGGAGAAUAAGGAACAGCAUCCACAAAUGGACGCACUGCCUCCGCCGCCGUCACCGUCGCCGCCGGAAUUGACACCACUGCGCAAUCCCCGCGUCUCCGCGUUGGUCACCGGCCGGCCCAGCGCACGACGCCGCAGCUCGGGCGGCUCCUCAGCUACGCCGGAAUCACCACACACGCCACUCAAUCAUAGAGGAGCGGGAGGCGGAGCAUGCAACUUUGACUUUCUGGAGCAGGUGGUGCAGCGACUGGACACGAGCCAAGCACGCGACUGUGUGCGCCAGAUAAUCCGUGAGAUGCGCGAGAACCAGACACCCGAAUUGGAGCGCAUCCGGCGACAGGCGAGUACGCCCGUCAAUCGCCGCCAGACGUCGCGACCCGCUCCGGGCAUACCCAACUUCUGUCUGACGCCCGAGUUCCAGCAGCGCAUGGCCGACGACUUCGAGCGACGUUGGCGUCUGCCCAAGCACCAGAUCAAGCCGGACACUCCCAUCUCAGUAAUCAGGCAGCGGGUGAUGCGCAUCACUUGUGAAACCCUAGGCAUAGACUAUGAGGAUCAGCAGCAGGAGCAGCCGAAAAUGCCAGAGGAACAGCAGGUGGGCAGAACACUCUUCCAAGCCAGACCCACUACACCCGGCUCACCGUUUAUACCCAACACACAAAGUCCCAAUGCCGCUGCAACAGGAGCAGGCACUGGAACUGCAACAGGAAGUGGAACUGGAACUCGAACUGCAUCUGGUCAUCAUGCUCGCGAGGAGCUGCCCAACGGAAGCACCAUCAAUUUUGACAAGAUCAGCUUUGAGGAGUCGGCGACGGAGAACAUGUCGGAACUGAAGCAAAUCACCGAUUACCUCAAGAGUCGGGAGUCGCGACGCAGCAGCCUGAAGCGUGACCAUGAGGGUCAGACCAGGAGCGAGGUGCAAUAUGUGCAGCCGUUCGAGUCGGAGGGAUUCGCCCUCACCGCCAGCGAGGAUAUCGUGGACUGGCGAGAUCCUGCCGAGUUCAAUGGAGCCAAGCGAAGCGCUGACGACACAUCGCCGCUAAUGCGUCAUCCGGGAACACCUUGCUUUAGCAUCUCCUGCGGCGAUGAUGAGGAGAAGCGCACUCUGCUCAUGGAGCGCAUCAAGGCACUGGGCGGCAACAUCUGCCAUAAUCUGGUUAACUAUGAUCCCGCAUGCACACAUCUUCUAUGUGAGCGUCCCAAUCGCGGCGAGAAGCUGCUAGGCUGCAUGGCAGCUGGCAAGUGGAUUCUGAACAUCCUCUACAUCGAGCAGUGCCACGCCCGUGGCGCCUUUCUUGAUGAGUCCCUGUACGAGUGGGGCAAUCCCAAAGCGCUCAAUCUGCCCGUCAUGUCGCCGGAGGAGCAGCCAAUUGCUGUGGCUGCACAUCGCUGGCGUACCGAACUGUCAGCUGGUGCCAGCGACGGCGACGGCGAAGGAGCCUUCCAAGGUCUGCGUGUUAUACUUAGUCUGCAGGAGCGCAGCCUGGACGCCAUCAAAAAUGUGCUGCGAGCUGGCGGUGCAUGCAUUUUGGAGCCAAAGACGCCGUUCAGCUCGGACCCGACUGCGGAUAGCGCCACGCAUUGCUUCAUGGACGUGAAGAAGGCGCCACUGGCCGCUCCUGACUUUGCCUACCUGCAACAGCGAGGCGUCCGUAUCAUGUCCCAAAUGUGGAUCAACAGCUACCUCAUGGGCGGACGCGACUCCAACUUGGAGAAGUACGUGUUGCGGCAGUAGACUCUGUCAAAACCACAUACAAUUUAUCUUUAUGUAUUAAUUUAUUCGUUAUUCUUGUCACAUUUUCCUUUGUCCGAUUCAACACUAUGAGAUUCUUACAUGGAGACAUUAUUUCUUUAAAUAUUUUGAGUUUCAUAUACAUAUAAUUGAUUCAUGAAACAACCUCAUCGUGUUAAUCCAAACUUCACGUUAUAGAUUAUCGGCUCUGAUAUCUGGACCCGACACAAGUCUGAUUUCCAUUUUGUUCUAAGACUGCAAUAAAAUAUUUUUUUUUUUAAUUUCACAAGUUGAAUUUCUUCAUAUGUAGUUAUUUAAACUCGAUAAAUACAUUAUUUUGAAGAAUAAUCGUUCCUUUUGGGCUUUACUUUGUUUGAUUGAAAAAAAAAUUAAAAUUUGUUGACAGAUAUUUGAUUGGAUUUAUAUGUACGAGUAUAUAGUACACUCAUUGUGGCAGUCGCAUUUGAUGUCAGCAAUGUUGGUGAAGUUUCAAGAACAAAUUGUUUCCAUCGGGAAUCACCUUUCAUGGUGUAAAAUAGAGAGAGAGAGAGAAUGUAAUGUAUUUUUUGUUAAUAUUUCGUUAUUAUUUAUUCAAAACUCACUUUUCCUUUCCGGGCGGUCUAUUUAUUUAAAAAGAUCUACUUCUUAGCUUAUUUCAGGAUAUAUAUAUGAGAAAGAAUAAACGUUUCAACUAUCAACUGAAUUCUCUCAUCGUGU